Alternaria arbusti is the source of this 2853-nucleotide messenger RNA. RefSeq lists its product as uncharacterized. The record is from RefSeq and is a predicted model, not a curated record. NCBI's taxonomy places the organism in Eukaryota, Fungi, Ascomycota, Dothideomycetes, Pleosporales, Pleosporaceae. Bases 1 to 2853 code for a protein of 950 amino acids. The transcript is spliced from 2 exons.
AUGCUUGCUCGUGCGAAUAGCGAUGCAGGUACCCGACUCCGCCGGUCUAAGUCUGCCUCGACCGUCCACAAACGUCCCACUUCCAUCGCCGAACCGCUGGAUCUAGAUGCGAUCAAACAGCAGGCCCUGGCUGCAGCCACUGCUGCCUUUGCUCGUGCGCAGGCUCAAAAUGCGGCAGACCGUAAUGCAAAACGCAGUGUCGAGCUGGCGAGAUCGAAGAGCAACGCCAGCCGCAAGUCUCUCACCUCCCAGGGCAGCCACUUUCCUCCUCGCGACUCGAGCUUCCGGUCUUUGCAGCGUCCGACGGCCGAGCAGACGAGAAGUGCUCAACGCCUGUCUCAAGCUUCAGCAGACUCUAUGGAACAGAACACAGAGCAAUUCCCGCCCUUCUAUCCUACUCCCAGCGUUCAUGGGUCGCUUUCCAUACCGCGAUAUCUAUCGACGCAGCCUUCGAUCACGUUCAGCGAAAAUGCUAGACCUAGUUCCCAACCGAAGUCCUUCAGGCAGAGUGCUUCAUCCUCAAUUACCUCGCAGCAGAUACGGAAGGCGCGUUCCAUGUACUACGCAAGCAGUGUUCAGACGGGAUCACCGAUUGCUCGGCCGCCGUCCAAGUAUCUUACAACACCACCUGUAGCAAGCAUCAGCCCGGUAUCAGAACCCUCGCCCAUACCUCUACCCUCUCGAACGAUUCGGCCGUCACCACUGGCAGGCCCGCGUAUGCCGGUCACAGUCGGACCUGACACUACGCUUGACAAAGUACGAGAUGAGUAUCUACAAGACUUUCAGCAGAAGGCGGUGAAGCACAAGCCGUCGAUGUUUCUAGCGCCCUUCAAGAAACGACAAGACAAAGGAAAUGAUAAGGGCAAGCGUGUCGCGUCGGAAGCGCAAUCGUUCUCUACGAAUUAUCAGCAAACACCCGACGAGUCGACGGUGGAUCUUGCUUUGAGCGACUUCGUGCCACCCCAGGGAAUCAAGGAAAAGAGAUCGUUUUCUGGCUCCCUCAAAAGCAAGAUCAAGAAGGUCUUUCGGCGCACGUCGGGCAAGUCGACCAUUCUUCCUGUUCAGCAGAUCGAUGCCAGCCGUGACUACUUCCAUACUGCGCACUACAGUCCACCCACUGCGAAAGAAGGACUCAGUAUUCCUCCGCCUAACGAAGAAACAUUGAAACGCAUUCGUGCUCGGACACCGUCACUUGAAGGCGCUUACCCCGCAUUUCUACGAUCUGGAUCCAGAAGCAACAGCACUGGAAGUGCACGGAGUAACCGGAGUCUUCACAGCGAAGCUAAUGCUGCGAACAUAUCAGCUUCUCGAGUUACAAGUUGGGGAACUACUACCACCAGCGACACGCUGACACAACGUGCCAUGAAGCGAAUGACCGUUAUCCAUGAGUCUAAAGAUAGCAUUGGGAGCGAGGCAGACCGUGCGGCAUCUACGAGUGCUUCGCGAAGGAAGUCUCUGCCUCUCCCACCUCUCGCUGCUUUCCGCGAUCCCAUGCCCAUGGAGAUCCUCACUGAAGAGUCACUUACGCCUGUCGAUCCCAAACGCGUCUUUUCUGCAUUGAUGAAAGAGAUAGGAUCGUCAAAAUCACAAAAGUCUUCAAGCCCCGCCAAACGAACACCAGGCGCAGAAAGCGAUGUUUUUGAGUCCAAACACGAGGACACGACAGUGGUUCUUAGGGGAUCGCUCGAUAUCUCCACGCCGCGACCGCAUGCCGAUGAUACAAAUGAGACUACUGAAUCGACUGUCACCCGCGCAGGAGAUCUCAAGCGUCGCGAUGACGAUGGCGCACGUGCUGCGACGUCAGACGCGGAGAAGUCUUCGUCGCACAUCGGCACUCGCGACAGCAACCAUACCCCAGUUCGACAGAUUGUUGAUACUGAAAAGCUCAUCAAAUACUCUCAGCCCGAAUCGAGGUCUCUUUCGAACAGGCAGCAUCUACUGUCAACACCCGAAGGCCACGCAUCUAGAUCGCGCCAGGCUUUUGAAAGGCCAGAAUUGCCUUCAAGAAAUGACCGGUUUUCUUUCCUUGAUACUGGUCGGCGCUCUGGUAGCAACGUCCUUGAAUCAGCCACCGAGACACAUGCGCCGGGCAAAUCCCAAUCCUCGCCCAAGUCCACACCUGAUCCCAAAGCUACCACCAAUACAUCUGCCCCAGCCACGAAUGAGACUACACAGCGCGUACCAAUCACUACCCUCAAGAGGAGCCCCGCGCGCAAGGAGAAUAUUACUCCCCCAUCCCUCCGCAGUCACAAAAGCUCCACCAUCUCCCCGCUAGGUCUAUCGACGCGACCAAACUCCCAGCAACUACUGUGUACGCCCCGCCGUAACUCACCCAGCACCAACGUUCACACCCUUGAAACACCGUCAGCAAAGAAGAAUACCAGCUCAGCAGAAAUAGUAACGCCCCUCCGUCCUCGUAUCCGCGCAACUUUACGGCCCAUGUCGCCCGAGAAACUCGCUCGUAGACCACGAAGCGCCUUCGACCUCCGCGGCACCAACAAUACAGGUCGUCCCGCCGUCAUAGACAUGGAUAACUACUCUCCACUUCCUGGCUCAGAGCUCCGUCGUCCAGCACUAACACUGAAAACUUCGACUAGUUCAUUGGCUAUGAGUAAGGAACCGUAUCCUGAGACCAGAGUUUCUGUUGGGAGGGGUAUUGAAAGUGUGCUUGGCGGUGAAAGCCCUGGGAACGGAGGCAGGGAUGGCAAUGUAACACCAGGUCAGCGAAUGGCCGACAAAUUCUUAAGGCAGAGGAAGAGUGAGAAUGCUUUGUCGCCGGGUGGAAGUGCGGGAAAGCAGAGCUUGAGGGGUGGGUUGGUGUUGGUUAGGGAGGAUACGCCUGCGUUCUUGUGA